Messenger RNA from Caenorhabditis angaria, 1087 nucleotides. NCBI's taxonomy places the organism in Eukaryota, Metazoa, Nematoda, Chromadorea, Rhabditida, Rhabditidae. The record is from the annotation of a GenBank genome assembly.
AUGGCCGAUUAUGAACGUGUACUUCUAGUGAAACCGAAGAUUUUUGUAUAUCGCAUUCCGCCUUUGGGAACAGGAGGCCACAAGUUAGUCGCAAAACAUAUUUUCAAUAGUGUAUGCUUUCAUUUUCAGAGCUGGUGAAUGGAGUUUGGACAAUCCUGCUUGGACUGGUCGUAUGCGAUUGAUUUCAAUUGGAAAUAAAGUAGAGAUUCGCCUGGAAGAUGGUGAUUCUGGUGAUUUAUAUGCAAAAUGUCCAAUCGAAACACAUCCUGGUCAGGCGCUCGAAUCAGUUUCUGACAGUUCACGAUAUUUUGUGAUAAGAUUACAAAAUGAUAAUGGGCAAGUUGCGUUUGUUGGAUGUGGUUUUCAAGAAAGAAGUGAUGCUUUCGAUUUGAAUGUUGCCCUACAGGUAUGUUCUCUAGAAAAAAAAAUUAAUAUUUCGCAACAUUUCUCAUGCAUGAUUUCUAAAUCUAUUUGUUCAUUGCGGUUAUUGAGAAAUCUUUCUUAUCUAAAAAAAAAUGUAUAACGCUUUAUAAAGUGUUCAUAAAACUACCGAAAUCUGUCAAAUCACACCCCUAAAAUCACCAUGGUAACUCUGAUACAUUUUCCUAUGAUUUGUACUUAAAUUAAUAUUCUCAUAAAUCUCUUCUCACAUUAUUUUAUGAGUAUAUUUCGUAUCGCAUUUCAGGAUCAUUUCCGUUAUUUAAAUCGAAGCGAAGAACUCGAAAAACAAGAUGCUUCAGCUGGUCCAAGUCUUGAUCUUGCAUUCAAAGAAGGUCAAACUAUUUCAAUAAACAUCGGAAAGAAAGAUGGAAGUGGACCAGCAAGACCUAGACCAGUUCAAUCUUCCAAUAAUGGAUUUGUUCCUCUUCUUCCACCACCGCCAUCUUCUGGAUCUGUGGUAAGAAUUGAAUUUACCUGGUGUGUUUUAUAUAUUGAUCGAUUUUGUUGCAGAUUCGAAGUACUCGACCAGCUGGUUCAAUAACUCCCACUGCUCCAACACCAGCAAAAAAUGAUUUGUCUGGUAAUUUACUGUAAGUUAAAUCAACAUUUACUCAAUUUCAUAUGUUUUUUUUACAGAGACUUCUAG